AUGCCGAACGCCUUUGACCGAAUCUCGGGCCAUGUCCGUGGCGGCGCUGGGCCUAGCGAAGACCACAUCCGUAAUUGUGAAAAGGGGCCAGCCGGCGUCCAGCAGCCACGGAACGUUGCGACAAGUAAACGAUGGGCAGGCAACCAUGACCUCAACGUACGGCACGCGCCGUCGUCCAGCCGUCGGUUUCGACGAAAACCCAGUUCACCUUGGAAACGCGCAGCAUUGCUUGGCCCCCUUCUCUUGGCCCCGACCGUGUCAGCAGUCUUUUUGCCCUUCGACAAUUGCCUACCGGAUAAUUACAUUUGGUAUAACAAAGACGACGGGACUGCUCAGCUGCAAUGGGUUCCAGUUCAACUAGACGCGAAAUUCGACUUGGAAGACCCGAACAACCUUCUCAUUACUGUUUGGGGAAACGUGACUGGCAAGGUUGGGACCGACCCUUUGCCCCCCUGGAAUAGCACCGAAUGGAUAAACGGGACCCAGUCGCUGCUGGGGAAGAUACAGGACGAACCCAUCCAGAAGAACGCGACGACCCUGCACAGCAAAGUCGAUGUCGCCUCAUACAAGCCGUUUUCCUCAGACCGAAGCUUCUGUGAGAACAUCCAGAAUGGGUCGUGUCCCUUGGGUCCUGUCUGGGAUGACUCGAUCACGAUGGAGAAGCCAUAUGGCUUACCAUAUUUCAACAUGUCCCACAACUUCAGCUCCACGUAUGCCUUCGCAUCUUUUGCCCCGACUUUCAUCAUUCUCUACGGCGACGAAAGCGCCACGCGCAUUGGCUGCGUAUCAGCAACAGUGACACCGAGUCUUGGAGGCAUAUCGUGGUUCCUCAGGUUCCUCCCGCUCUUCGUCCUUCUCUUGGUCGCCUUUGCGACAAUAUUUGCAGCCGUGUUCAGCCCGUGGGGAACGAGUGAUGUUUUCCAUUGGACCUCGAACUAUGGGAGAGACCACGAUCUUCUUCGAUUGGUGACGCCAGGAUUUGGUGACUGCAUUCAAUAUAUACAGUUCAUUGUCUUGACGGGCGGUCUGACUCUGAACUAUCCUGGUUUUUACCAGCCGGCAGUCAGCAAUGCUGCAUGGUCGUCACUCAUGUUCAAUGAGAGUUUUGUUGCAGGGGCUGAUCCAUGGGAAAGCUUGGUUGACGGUGUCUACGUCACCAACGGAACACUUGGAAUGCAAAGACUGUCGCAAUUGGUGGGCAUGGCCGAAGUUGAGGAUAUAUGGGCUGGGAUGAUGAUCUGGCUGCUGGUCAUUAUCGGCGCAGUACUCGUUGCAGUCCAGCUCGGAUUCGUCGCACGGUGGCUUCUGAGGUUCAUCAAGGACACACCGGAAGAAGACCUACGAGCCAAGAACAUGCCGUUCUCUAUGGGAGUUGUUAUCCGUUUGGUUUUCAACUACUUUCUUCUACCAAUCGUCGCUCUAUCGACGUUUCAACUAGUCGUCGCUGCGGAGUCACUCGUGGUCUUGGUAGCAAUGGCUGUCGUCACUCUCGCGUUGAUCAUAGGCUUCGCAUCAUACUUGAUGUAUCUCAUUGUUACGACCAAGCCACGCGCGCAUCUGUUCGACGACCUUCCUACGGUACUUCUAUACGGCCCGUUAUACAACACCUACUCCGACGAGGCGGCUCCAUUCGCUCUUGUGCCUAUAAUACUAACAUUCAUCCGCGGCAUUGCGAUCGGCGCUGUGCAGCUUUCGGGGAUCGCUCAGAUAGUGAUACUUGCUGUGUGCGAGGUCAUCCAGAUGCUCACAAUUCAUGCAUUCCGCCCAUUUCACUCACCGACGAACAUGAAUGCAUACCACACGGGCUUUUCGCUCAUGCGGUUUCUCGCUGUGAUUCUCAUGGUUGCCUUUGCGCCGUCGAUGGGCGUUACCGAGGGGCAGAGGGACUGGAUUGGAUACGUCAUUCUCUUGUUUCACGGGGCUGUUCUUGUUUUUGGAUUCUUCCUCAACGCACUGCAGACGACUAUCGAGGUCAUUGCGAGAAUGUGCGGUGCUGGAGGUGACGAUGUCCGAGGUCAGACGCGCGGUGGUCUCUCCAAGAUCUUCGGCGCUCGUCAACUACAAAGGCGUGUCUCGAGGCGCGGCGCCGCCUCUCGACAGAGUCAGCUAAGCACAACAGGCAUGCUGGAUGCCUACAACUCCUCCAAAGGAGGAUAUGGCCGCGUGAGGAGCGAUUCUGCAGGCACCAUGGGCAUUCUUCUUCAUAACCAGAAGCGAAGCUCCAGUGCUCUAGACGGACGCAGCAUGGAUGGCUUCUCUGGCCCAAUGGGAGGGAGCGUGUUUACGCCGACGACACCAGGGGCAGAUGCCAGUACCUUCUCCUUUGUGCCAUCACCAGGACAUGCCACGCGACCACAGCCAGCUGCAGACCCCUACUAUCGGCCCCCUCGAGCGCGCAGAAACACUAAUGACGAUAUCGGUGCAUCCCCACCUGGACGUGGCCGUGGUUCGAUCGGUAGUAUCGACCUUGCCGACAGACGCCUCAGUCAAGCGGGUGGGCCGUUCCUUGAUGCUCCCGACUUCGAGAGGUCCGGCUCAGGUAGAGCGACACCUACGCCUGCCCCAGCAUCUUACAUGCCUGUCUUCGCCCCUAGAGCAGACUACUCGACGAGAGAGGUGGACUUCUAUUAUGGCGUACGAGGACCUGCGCUGAACUCUGAUUCGCCAGGCCGCCGAAGAAUGGGGACUGGGCCCGCAGACCCGACUAGCCCGGUCGCUACUGCAACUGGUUGGAUUAAGAGCCUGUUCGGCGGAAAGACGAAAGAAAAGGGCAAAGGUUUUGAAGUGGUGCGCAGCGCGAGGAUGCCACCGGCGAUGAAGGCGCGAGGAGGGGACCUGAGCGACGACGGAGCUCCUGAAGGAAUACCUGUCGCCAUGGGAGUUUUGCGCAAUGGCCCGAUCGAGAGCGACGACGAAGACGAUGCUCCGAAGACGAAGGUGGAAAAACAGACGACUAGGGACACCACUUCGAAAGACGGCCCGGCCAUCGAGAGAGAGUCUGGCAGAGGGUCCGAGAGUGACGACGCGUCAGACGAUGAAAGACCGCGUGUGUCAGAGAACCCUCCCUUGCUUCCGGAUUUGGAUGCUGGCGAGAGCUUCAGGUUUCCGAGUAGGAUUCACUCCACGAGAACCAACCGGCAGCCGUCCCAGAGGACUGCGAAGGACGUCGAGAUCAUACCGCUGCCAGAAGUUCCCAGGAAGAGUUCCAAACGCAAUUCGAGUGUCGAUCGAUUCAACAAUCCCUCUUUCAACUUAGUCCCGCCAACAGAAGCCUCCAAAAACCUACAGGUUGGCAUCGGCUCCUCUUCGCGGUUACCAUUUGAUCGCACGAACUCACAAAAGCGGCUCUCGAGUUCCUCAGUCGGCGCCACUGAUACCGAGAUGCCCUCCGCAAGCCUCCCUGGGGAUAGCGGUGAUGAACGCCCUACAAGUUUUGGCUAUGUCCACCAACACAACAUUAGUCGAGUUGACCCGUCGUCCGAUCAACAUGUUGAUCUCCUCGGCAGCGCGGCAGAGGUCGUAGAGAGCUCGAGGAGGGUGCAAUACAUCUCGAACUGCUUAUAUUCGGCUGAAAACAAAGGGAUAGUAGAGAAUGGCUCCUCGAAGAAAGCCAGAUGGAGCCCCUACUCCAGGAUACCUGCUAGCCUGGCAGCUGUGCAAAAUUGGGAUGCUAAACUCGGUCAGCACCGGCUCAACCGCGGGGCAGCCGGAUCUGCAGCCGGCGCCACUGCAUCUUCUUCGCCGGGAACGGGGCAAGUUUUCCGACGACCAGGCCGCUCUUGCACCCAAGAAACCAAGAAACUAGACUCCAGCAUGGCGGAAGCGCGGAUCUCAGUGCUGUGCUCCGGCAAUGGAAGCAACCUGCAGGCCCUGAUCGACAACUGCCAGAGCGGCCGGAUCCCGGGCAGGAUCAUCAAGGUCACGGUCAACAAGAAGGACGCCUAUGCGCUCGAGCGCGCGGCCAAGGCCGGCAUCCCGACCGACUACUUCAACAUCGUCAGCCACGGCUUCAAGAAGGCCGGCGAGAAGGACGAGGCCAGGGUCAAGGAGGCCCGCGCAAAGUACGACGCCGCCCUGGCCGAGCGGAUACUGGCCGACAAGCCCGAGCUCGUCGUCCUCGCCGGCUGGAUGCACGUCUUCUCGGCCGACUUCCUGCGGCCGUUGAAUGCCGCGGGCAUCGAUUGCAUCAACCUCCACCCGGCGCUGCCAGGCAUGUACGAUGGUGCGGGCGCGAUCGCGCGGGCACACAAGGACUUCCUGGCCGGGACGCUCGCCAACGCGACCACGGGCAUCAUGAUCCACCACGUCGUGGAGGAGGUGGACCGGGGCGCGCCCAUCCUGGUCAAGGAGAUCGUGAUCAAGGAGGGCGAGAGCCUCGAGGCCCUCACGGAGAGGAUCCACAGCUUCGAGCACGACCUCGUCGUCGAGGCGACGGCCAUCAAGGCCAAGGAGAUCGUGGGCAAGCGGCAGGCGUAG
This is a messenger RNA of Neoarthrinium moseri, 4476 nucleotides long. RefSeq lists its product as uncharacterized. The record is from RefSeq and is a predicted model, not a curated record. Gene Ontology annotation, biological process: transmembrane transport; 'de novo' IMP biosynthetic process. The transcript has 4 exons. Gene Ontology annotation, molecular function: phosphoribosylglycinamide formyltransferase activity. Lineage: Eukaryota; Fungi; Ascomycota; Sordariomycetes; Amphisphaeriales; Apiosporaceae. Bases 1 to 4476 code for a protein of 1491 amino acids.